This is a messenger RNA of Fundulus heteroclitus (mummichog), 1217 nucleotides long. RefSeq names its product malonyl CoA:ACP acyltransferase (mitochondrial) (gene mcat). The transcript has 5 exons. NCBI's taxonomy places the organism in Eukaryota, Metazoa, Chordata, Actinopteri, Cyprinodontiformes, Fundulidae. The coding region runs from base 17 to 1147 and encodes 376 amino acids. Gene Ontology annotation, molecular function: transferase activity. The record is from RefSeq and is a predicted model, not a curated record.
UUUUUGGAGCUAGCUCAUGUCAGCAUCAAAUAUUGUUAGCAUGGCUGCAGCCCUCAGGGCAAAUGUCAGGUCGGUGGUCUCUGUGUGUCGGAGACUGUCCACCCAGCAGCAGCCUGGACCUCCGGAGUCUCCGCCGGGGAGCCAGUUACCUCCGGUGAGGGAGCGUAGACAAAAGAAAGACCCCAAAGGCUGUUCCGUGUUUCUCUUCCCCGGCCAGGGUAGCCAGUUUGUGGGCAUGGGCAGAGGACUGACGAAGUACCCCAACGUGAAAGAGAUGUUCUCCGCAGCGCAGGAGAUCCUCGGCUACGACCUGCUGUCUCUGUGUCUGGAGGGACCGGAGGAGGAGCUGCGGAAGACGGUGCACUGCCAGCCGGCUGUGUUCGUCACGUCUCUGGCAGCGGUGGAGAAACUGCACCACGAAAACCCCAAGGCCGUAGAGACGUGCGUCGCUGCUGCAGGUUUCAGCGUCGGUGAAUUUGCUGCCCUCGUCUUUGCCGGAGCCAUGGACUUUUCAGAAGCCUUGUAUGCAGUGAAGGUGCGUGCCGAGGCCAUGCAGAGAGCCUCUGAGCUGGCUCCCAGCGGGAUGCUGUCGGUCAUCGGCAGACCUCAGGCUCAGUAUAAUUACGCCUGUCUUCAAGCCAGGGAGCACUGCAAGAGUCUGGGGAUUCUGGAGCCCGUUUGCUCUGUGGCCAACUAUUUAUUCCCUGACGGCCGGGUCAUUGCAGGCCACCAGCAGGCACUGGACUUCCUCCAGCAGAACUCGCGGCCUCUGCAGUUCCUGAGGACCAAAGCUCUCCCCGUCAGCGGGGCUUUCCACACGGCACUGAUGGCGUCGGCUGCUGAGCCCCUCAAAGCGGUGCUGCGGCAGGUGGAGGUGCGACGACCCGAGAUCAGCGUCUACUCCAACGUGGACGGCAAACGCUACAUGAGCGAAAGCCACGUGCGCAGGCAGCUGGUCAAGCAGCUGUUCUCGCCCGUGAAAUGGGAGCAGACUCUGCACGAGAUCUACGAGAGGGCGCAGGGGGAGAGCUUCCCUCAAACGUACGAGGUCGGGCCCGGGAAGCAGCUGGGCGCCACGCUGCAGAAGUGCAACAGGAAGGCGUCUCAGUCGUACUCUCACGUGGACGUCACGGCACACGAGGAGUGACCGUGCAGACGCCAGGACUCCCAUGACUGCAGCUCUGCUGGAAAAGAUCUUGUAUUACUGUGUAUUUAAU